Miscanthus lutarioriparius is the source of this 1611-nucleotide messenger RNA. The record is from the annotation of a GenBank genome assembly. NCBI's taxonomy places the organism in Eukaryota, Viridiplantae, Streptophyta, Magnoliopsida, Poales, Poaceae.
AUGAGGCGCGAGGGCCCUGCACUGUCGUUUAGACAGGGCGCUGCUGGUGACAUGGCAGGAGCUAUCUUCAUGUGCAACAUAUCCACAAGGGAACAAAGCUUUCAAGCAAAAGUUUUCAGCCUGCCGUUGGAGUAUCAAUCCUUUGUUACCAAUGUCAGGAAAGGGAUGCCUUUGUUUCUCUUUGACUACACUCUGCGCAAGCUUUACGGCGUCUUUGAGGCUGCCUCUGACGGAGGGCUCAAUAUUUGUGAUGCUCCAAUUUCGUCAGUUCAACGCUCAUAUCCUGCGCAGGUUCGCAUCAAUAUUAUUUGGAAGUGCAGACCACUGAGUGAAGAUGAGUUUUUCCCUGCCAUAGAAGACAACUACUAUCAUCCAAGGAAGUUCUACUUUGACCUGUCCUACGAGCAGGUUGUUCGCCUAUACGAGUUGUUCGAUGACAGGAGGGUAGAGCGCCCUAUUCAUGACUAUACAAAAAAUGAGAGUUUGGAAAUAAACCACUCCGGCAAAGGGGUACUGGACAAAGAAAGCUUGACUCCAGAUGUUCCUGAUUGCAAUGAUCAAUCACGCCUUUCAGUUCCCAACAUUUCAGAAGUUGCAAGAAGAUACUCUACUCCUACAUGCAUGCUAACAGAUUCACCACUUAGUGUUGAGGCAUACCCAAACAUGUUGAUGCCCUUGAGAACAGAAACUUUUGGACCCCAAAUUGCUCCCAACCUGAGCCGUCAUGACCAAGUAGGCGUCCAUUCUCAGUGUAAGCUUUUCCCAACUGCUCCAAUGACUGAUGCUGUUUCAACUCAUGUAUCUGCCCCUUGCUCUCAAACUUCUAGGCACUACCAGUUGGUUGCAAAGCAGUCAUACCUGUGGCCACAAGACUAUCCACAUAAUACCUUGCCUUCUGGAUGUACUGCUCAGGAGCCAAGAAAAGCUAAAUUUGUUGCAAAUCAGUCAUAUCCAUUGUCUCAUGGCUAUUUGCACAAUGGCUCGUUAACUUCUGGAUAUGCAAAUCAUAAUCCAACUUACAAAGGCAGUAAUCAUUUGAAUUCAACUUUUACCCUGCAUGAUCGUUUAUAUCCUCAAUCGUCGCUGUCAAAUCCACAAAGUAACUCUGACUAUCAAGUUCCUUGUGACAUCUGCUUCAACCAAGACCGCUCUGGUGCGCAUAACAACAUAUAUGCAUGUGAGCCUCAGUGUUUCAGUGGAGAAGCUUUGCCACAGGCAAAACUAAGCAAACUAGGUAUUCCCACAUAUCCUGAAGCUGAACGUGAUGGGAAAGCAGUGCCAGCAAUUUAUCAACAGAAAACGACUUGUACUGAUUACAUUCAGAUCCUUGAUUGUGAUCAAGACUUCAAAAAUGAUCGGAUGAAGAAACAUGGUACCUGUAGCAAUACUUCGGAUUCAUCAGAUCUUGAAAAUGAGCUGAACCUGCCAAGUCAACUAGAGCUGGAAGAAGAAGAAAGCAUAGAGCCACUACUUCCCAACUUGAACUUCAAGAGACGCAGUAAAGCAGGGAGGUGGAUGCAAAUUUGGGAAAAGAAAGGGGAAAGUCAAGAAGAAAGCUUUAGCCCUUCCUUGAAGAAAACAAAGUUUCUACAAAUGUCGAGGAAGAGUUGA